AUGAAGUACACUCCUUCCAUCCUUCUCUUCUCCCUCAUCUCCGCGGCGGCGGCCAUGCCGUUUGACCUCGUCGCCCGCUACGGAGAGUGCUCGAGCAGCUCCGAUUGCGCGGCCGGAUACUGCUGCUCGCAGUACGGCUACUGCGGCACCGGCACCGAGUACUGCGGCUCGACUCCGCCCAACGGCGAAAGCAGCAGCUCCCCUCCGCCCCCGAGCGGCGGCGACGGUUCGUACCCUGGCCUGGACGCGACGCAGAGCCGCAACGCCGCCGCUGCCAUCGGAGAGGUCCGCGCCGAGGGGCUCGGCCGCCAGGCGUGCCUCGCCGUCAUCAGCACCGCGCUCCAGGAGUCGACCCUCCACAUCUACGCCAACCCGGUCGUGCCCGCCUCGAUGAACUACCCGCACGACCUCGUCGGCGGCGACCAGGACAGCGUCGGCAUGUUCCAGCAGCGCCCCGAGUGGUACCCCGACAUCGCGGCCGACAUGUCGGCGGCCGGCAGCACCCGUCAGUUCCUCGCCGCCAUGAAGCAGGUCGCCGGCUGGGAGACCAUGGAGGUCUCGGCGCUGGACCAGGCCGUCCAGAAGGCCGAGGCUGGCAAUCUCUACGCCCAGCGCCUGCCGCUGGCGAACCAGGUCUGCAGUGCGGCCGGGUUUUAA
Molecule: messenger RNA, 657 nt
Organism: Cordyceps fumosorosea ARSEF 2679
Lineage: Eukaryota; Fungi; Ascomycota; Sordariomycetes; Hypocreales; Cordycipitaceae
Product: Chitin-binding, type 1
Exons: 2
Coding region: 1-657 (218 amino acids)
Molecular function (GO): chitin binding
Source: RefSeq, a predicted model, not a curated record